Mytilus californianus (California mussel) is the source of this 1280-nucleotide messenger RNA. RefSeq names its product tripartite motif-containing protein 2-like. Gene Ontology annotation, molecular function: ubiquitin protein ligase activity; translation repressor activity; protein binding. The transcript is spliced from 2 exons. NCBI's taxonomy places the organism in Eukaryota, Metazoa, Mollusca, Bivalvia, Mytilida, Mytilidae. The record is from RefSeq and is a predicted model, not a curated record. The coding region runs from base 24 to 1280 and encodes 418 amino acids. Gene Ontology annotation, biological process: negative regulation of translation; proteasome-mediated ubiquitin-dependent protein catabolic process; protein polyubiquitination.
UCAAAUUAUAAUUGAUUACUACAAUGAAAUUUAGGAAUUUCAUUCUUUCAUCAAUAGAUAUACGUUGUACAGGUGCAAGUAAAUCAAAUAAACCAUCAUCCCCAGUACUAAUUCGCCGCCAACGAAGGGUCUCCUUUGACAUAGGUGGGUUUGAUAAUCCAGGACUUAGUAUCAUGACAGAAGAUAUAGACAGUGAAGGAGACAGUGGGUACGGAGAAUUGUUCCCUAAUUUGGGACAUAUGAAACACAAGGAUAGUAUAGUAUCAUGUGCAUCAUUCGAGCGCGAAGAUUUUUUAAGUUUACUGAAAAAGGAGGACACUAUUUCGAUUAUAUCAAGGGAAGAACAGGGUCUUCGAAAAGUCAGAACUUUCUCUCUACUCGACGAAUAUGAACAAGCUGGCAAUAGGUUUAAAGCUUACCUAUAUAAUAGAUUUGGAAAUACGGGUUCAGAACAAGGUCAACUACGUAAUGGAACAGGAAUAUAUCAUAUAUACAAUGGCACCGUUAUUGUAACUGACGUUCUCAAUAGCAGUUUGCUGAUCUAUACCGGUAGCGGUCGGUUGGUCAAAAGUAUCCAAGUAAGCAAACGGUCAGAACCGUGGACUGCUGCAGCUACACCAAGUGGGGCUUUUGCAGUUGCGUUAAGUAGAGAAAGAUGUAUUUCCGUUAUGUCUUGCGCUGGGAUAGAAAAAUUAAGAUUUGGGGAAGAUGUACUAGAAUAUCCAAGUGGUGUAAUCGUAGAUAGGAGAAACAGAUAUAUAGUUUCCGAUAUCAGACAAAAUAAAAUCCAUAUUUUUUCCGAUAAAGGUGAACUUAUCAGGACAAUACCAGAAGACGAUGAAAGCAGUUUUUCUUUGAAAUCCCCUCGUCAUGUUACAUUGUCACAUUCUGGUAACAUUGUUGUGUCAGAUUCAGGAAAUCACUGCAUACGACUUUUUGACAGACAUGGAGAUCACAUUAAAUCAUUUGGAAAAUAUGGAAGCAAUGAUGGAGAGCUUAAAUUUCCGCAUGGUAUAUGUACAGACCAUGAAGACAAUAUUAUUGUAGCAGACUAUUACAAUAAUAGAGUAUCAAUGUUCUCUAGUGAUGGGAAGUUUGUGCAACACAUCGUUACGGCACACAUGGGCAUGAAACGACCACAGGCAGUGACAAUCCGAUUUUUUCAAAACAAUUACAUGCUUUUUAUUACAUAUGGUGAUACGAAAGCCAACAAAAUAGUCGCAUAUAGAAUCGUUGAUUCAGAAAACGAACAUAUAACUGGUAUGAAAGCCAGUGUUUAA